Molecule: messenger RNA, 196 nt
Organism: Symbiodinium sp. CCMP2456
Lineage: Eukaryota; Dinophyceae; Suessiales; Symbiodiniaceae
Source: the annotation of a GenBank genome assembly
GCCGGAAUGGUGUCUUCCGCAUCGUCAUUGCCCAGGUAGAUGGGAGGACGGCACCUCUGCAGGGGGCAUCAUUUCCUGGGCCGUGGAGCCUGCAUCCUUGAGCCUGCGGGAGGGCUUUGAGGUGUGCUUCCGCGAUGAGCCGGGGCCGACUAGCGCUGAUGAUGAGGACCUUCCCGAUCGCACGGACUCAGACUUC